CGCAUGUUUUAAUAUUAACCGGAAGCUUAUUGAGUGAGAGAUUUUAGAAAUUUGUGCAGUAUUGCUGGCAGAAAUAUUACUUACAAUUACAAGGAAAAAAUAAUGUCAGAUUCAGAUGAUAGUGAUUAUUCAGCCCCUGAUAGCGACGCAGGGGCUGAUGACGAUCAUGAUAAAAGCAGUGAUGUAGAAAAGGGCAGUGACGGUGGUCAUAGUGAUGCUGGUAGUGAUGAUGGAGAAGACCUGGAUGAAGAAGAAGAUGAAGCAGAAGAAGAAAGAUCUAUUAAAAAGAAAAAGAAAUCUCAUGUCAGUAAUUUUAUUUUGGAAGAAGCUGAUGUUGAUGAUGAGGCCGAUGAAGAAGAUGAGGAGUGGGAAGAUGGUGCUGAAGACUUGAUAGAGCGUAAAUCUACAUAUGAUGGACCUAGUGCAAGAGAAAUUGAAAAUCACCAGCGACUUCGUCAGAUUUGGGACAGUCAAAGAGAAGAUGAAAUAGAGGAAUACUACAAGCAGAAAUAUGGCGAGGGUUCUGCAGUUGAAAGAUUUGGAGAUGGUGAAGAAAUGUCGGAUGAAAUUACACAACAAGGUUUACUUCCUGGCGUUAAAGAUCCAAAUUUAUGGAUUGUUAAAUGUCGAAUGGGAGAAGAAAAAGCCACAGUUUUAUUACUCAUGAGAAAAUUUAUCACCUACCAAUUUACCGAAGAACCAUUACAGAUUAAGUCUGUGGUAGCUAAAGAAGGGUUAAAAGGUUAUAUCUACAUUGAGGCUUAUAAACAGACUCAUGUUAAACAAGCCAUUGAAGGAGUGGGAAGUUUACGAAUGGGUAUCUGGCAACAACAGAUGGUACCCAUCAAAGAGAUGACAGAUGUGAUGAAAGUGGUGAAGCAAACAACACAGCUUAAAACAAGAUCAUGGGUACGUCUUAAGAGAGGUGUUUUCAAGGAUGAUCUCGCGCAAGUGGAUUAUAUGGAGCCAUCUCAGAAUAUCGUUCAUUUGAAGAUGAUUCCAAGAAUAGACUACACAAGAUAUAGGGGAGUUCUUCGAAAUUCUGCCAAUUCUGAAAAACGUAAAAGAGGAAGGCGACCUGCUCAGAAAUUAUUUGACGUUGAUGCUGUAAAAGCUAUUGGGGGAGAAGUUUCAACUGAUGGUGAUUUUCUGAUAUUUGAAUCAAACCGAUUCAACAGAAAAGGUUUUAUGUUUAAAAGCAUGGCCAUGUCAGCCAUCAUGGCUGAUGGAGUAAAGCCCACAUUGUUAGAGUUGGAGAAGUUUGAAGAUCAGCCAGAGGGAGUAGAUGUUGAGCUUGCACCCAAAAAAACAAAUGAUGAGGUAACGCACAGUCUGGCUGAUGGUGAUGUUGUGGAGGUAUGUGAGGGUGAAUUGAUUCAUCUACAAGGUAAAGUCAUCAGUGUAGAUGGUAACAAAAUAACUAUCAUGCCCAAACACGAAGACUUGAAAGAUCCCCUAGAAUUUCAAGCUGUUGAAUUGAAGAAAUUCUUCAAGAUGGGAGACCACGUUAAAGUUAUCGGAGGUCGAUAUGAAGGAGAUACCGGUCUUAUUGUACGUGUUGAAGACAAUGUUGUUGUUUUGUUUUCGGAUUUAACCAUGCAUGAAUUAAAAGUUUUACCAAAAGAUCUUCAGUUGUGUAUGGACAUGGCUACUGGUGUGGAUUCUAUGGGACAAUAUCAGUUUGGUGAUUUGGUUCAUUUAGAUCCACAGACAGUUGGAUGUAUUGUGCGUUUGGAAAAAGAGAAUUUUCAAGUGUUAAGUAUGCACAAUAAAGUUGUAAGCGUCAAGCCGCAAGCUGUUACGCGAAAGAAAGAUACGAAACGUGCCGUCGCCCUUGACUCUGAAAAUAACAAUAUCCAGGUUAAAGAUAUUGUAAAAGUUAUUGAUGGACCUCACUCUGGUCGACAAGGAGAAAUCAAACAUCUCUAUAGAAGCUUCGCUUUCUUGAAUUCUCGAUUGAUGACAGAGAAUGGUGGAUAUUUUGUCUGCAAAACUCGUCAUUUGGUCCUUGCUGGUGGUUCCCGACAGAGUAACACAAGCCUUAAUGUUGGUGGAUUUCCCAUGUCUCCAAGAAUUUCCAGUCCUGCUCAUCCAAGUGGUGGUGGAGCUGGUGGUGCAGGAAGAGGAAGAGGAGGUGGUGGUAUCAGCCGUAGAGAUAGUCAGUUUAUUGGUAAAACCGUUCGAAUCAAACAGGGUCCAUUUAAAGGUUAUAUUGGUAUUGUUAAAGAUUCGACAGAAACAACAGCCAGAGUUGAACUUCAUUCCAGUUGUAAAACAAUCUCUGUAGAUAAAAGUAGAUUGGCUGAUGUUGCUGGAGGUAAAUCAGGAGGAGCGACUUCCACCUAUGGCAGAACACCAAUGUAUGGUGGACAGACACCCAUGUAUGGCAACAAAACACCCAUGUAUGGAUCACAAACACCAUUACAAGAUGGAAGCAGGACACCACAUUAUGGAAGCCAGACACCAUUACAUGAGGGAAGUCGAACACCAAGUGGAGGCUCAAGUGCGUGGGAUCCUUCAAAUGCUAAUACACCAUCUCGAGCUAAUGAUUUUGAUUAUGCUUUUGAUGAUUCUCCUUCACCAUCAGGAUAUGCUGCCACUCCAAAUCCAGGAACACCGGGAUAUCAAGCUGACAGUCCAAUGGGAGGACCAUAUACUCCACAGACUCCCGGCAGUGCUUACUCCCCUUAUGUUGCUUCUCCAUCACCCUCUAGUUAUCAAGCUCCAAGCCCAGGUUAUACUGGAACACCAAGUCCAGCAGGAUACAAUGCUAGUCCUUCACCUGCUGGUUAUGGAGCAGGAACACCUUCACCUGCAGGCUACAGUCCUUUAACACCAGGAGCACCCUUUACCCCAGCUACACCUGGCACUGCCAUGGAUCACAGUAUGGCUGAUUGGCACACCACCGAUAUUGAGAUCAACAUCAAAGAAACACACGAGGAUGAAAACCUCAUUUUCCAAAAAGGUAUCAUUCGAGGUGUGUCUGGUGGCAGUUGUUCAGUUUAUAUCCCAGAUGAAGAUAAAGUAGUGAAUGUGGCGUGUGAACAUCUGGAACCGGUUCGACCAGAAAAACAUGACAAAACUAAAGUUAUAUUGGGAGACGAACGAGAAACAACUGGAACUCUUCUUAGUAUUGAUGGUAUUGAAGGUGUAAUAAAAACCGAGGAAGGCCAAAUUAAAAUGUUGCCCAUUAUAUAUUUAUGUAAAAUGGCUUCUUAAAGACUUCUUUUAAUGGAGUCGGUCCUUAAUUAUGUAAACUUAAAUUCUUUUAAAAUUAAUUGUAAUUUAGCUAAAUGGUGUGCAUUUUGUAGACCUCUUAUUACUAAUUUUGAGCUUUCAACAUAUUUGUCAGAAAUGCACAAAAUUUGUAGCUGUUGGUUGAUAUGGUGUUUGUAUCAGUAAAUUCAAAUAUAUAUAUAUAUAUAUAUAUAUAUAUAUAUUUAUUUAUUUAGACCAUAGCUGGUCACAACUAAUAUUGUAGCUUUAAUUCAGUGUUCCAGCUGCCAUUCUAAAAUGUUAUGGUAAAUUUUUUUCAGUAAAUUUAUGGUAAAUUUUUUUCAGUAAAUUUCCCUACUUGCCACAGCUAACCAAAAAAUGUUAAAUUAAGUUUCCAUUUUAAAGACCCCAGCAAGUCACCAUUAUUACCAUUCAUUUCAUGUGUAUAUAUCUUCAUGACACUGUAUAUAAUAUAAUCAUUUUCACUCUCAGAUCCAAGAGGUUGACCUGGUAGUUUGAUUUGUGCAUUUGUUUGUUAAUGAUACUUCCAUAACUUCAUUAUUGACAUCAUUUGUUUAUUGAUCAUAUAUGUGGUGUAAAAUAAGAAAUUAUUAUACCAUCUUGUGACCAAGGAAUUUAGGCUUAUAAUUUGUAAAAUGUGUUGAUAAAACGAAAAAGAGUGACACUUGUUAAAUUCAGAUGUAAAAGUAUUAUUAAUUAAGGAGUUCUCAAAGUCUUUAUUAUACUAUUAAUCAUAAUGCUUUUCACUAAUUUAGUUUCAAAUCUGACCAGAAAUUUAUUUAUUCAUUAAAAAUAUAGUGUGUCUUAAAAAGUCCCCCCCCCCUCCUUAAUUUUUUGGGUUAAUGGUCAUGUUCCUUGUAAAAUAAACCUAAAAUUGAAUUUCUAGAUUAUUAUUUUGAUUUUUAAAUAAAAAGCACUUUGUUUCUUUUCUUCUUUUUGGGGUUUAUCUAAGAUUAAAAUACAUCAUGUAAGCUUAAAAUAUUUUUCUAGCCCUUUUAUACACAUACAUAUACCAGUAUUAAAAUACAUCAUGUAAGCUUAAAAUAUUUUUCUAGCCCUUUUAUACACAUACAUAUACCAGUACUGCAAAUGAUAUGUACUAAAAGAAUUAAAAUUGGUAUCUUUUGUAGGCCAGAAAUACUUUGUUUAUAUCAAAUGUAAGGCAAAGAAAAUAACUUAUUCUAUGAUCACUUUCCUGAACACAAAGUACAUGUAGUUUGUAAAAUUGAUGUAUUUAUAGUCUUAUACUGAAAUGCUGUAAUGAAAAAUAAAACCUUUAUUUAUGAUGAAAAUUUCAAAUCUUAUUCCAGAGUUCAAGUAUCACUUUAUAAAAAAAUAAGCCCCUGUCCGUCUGGACGUCCACAAUUGUUUUUGGACACUCUACAGGUCACAAUUCUUAUCCGAUUUUGACGAAAAAUUGAAAUAUAGGUUUAUCUCCAAAAGAUCUCGGAUGCUUUCGAUAUUGGAUUUUUAUACACCCACAUUUUCAUGUGGACUUAUAUUGUCGUCGCCCCUGUCUGUCCGGACGUCCGUCCGUCCAUCCACAAUUGUUUGACAAAACUUGAUAUAUAGGUUUAUCUCCAAAAGUUCUCGGAUGCUUUCCAUAUUGGUAUGUAUCGGACCGAAACUUCGUGGAUUAUGGCCCCUGAUUGUAUGAAAAAUCAAGUUUUUAGCUUGUGGACCCAAUAGAGGUCACAAUUUUUAUCCGAUUUUGUUGAAACUUGAAGUUUGAGUUUAUAACCCAAAGAUCUCAGUUCUUUUCGAUAUUCGCGCAUAUCAGAUCGUAACUUCCUGAAUUAUGGCCCCUGAUUGUACAAAAAAUCACGUUUUUAGAUUGUGAACCCUAUAGCGGUCCUAAUUUUUAUGCGAUUUAAAAAAACGUUUGAAUAUAUAACUGUUACACACUAAGAUCAAGGAUCCUUUUGAUAAUCGCAGAUACCCAAAUUAACUUCCUGGAUUAUGGCCCCUGCUUGUUCGAAAAAUGGCAUUUUUAGCUUGUGGAUUCUCAAGAGGUCACAAUUUUUUUUUCCGAUUUUAAAAAACGUUUAAAUAUUUCACCAUUCCACCAUAAUGAAGGUUGAAUUCGAAUUUUGGAAAAAUCGAAAUGAAACUGCCCAACAAAAUGGCCGCUCUUUGUACACAAAUUGUGUAAAAGUAUGUAAUACGAAGGUUGUCGACCCUCUUAGAGGUCACAAUAUUUGUCCGAUUCUGAUCCCAAAGAUCUGUCUCUUUUGAUAUUUGCACAUUUCAGACCACAACUUUCUGGAUUAUUGCCCCUGAUUGUACAAAAAAUCCUGUUUGUUUUUGGCAUGUUCUCUAUCCAUCUCUUCCAAAAUGUGGGUGUAUCCUGUCUGGCAGUCGCUGGUUAAAUUAAAUCAUUAAAUUAUGACCAUAUUUUAAUCUGUUUAAAUCCCCGCCAUUCGAUAAUCUAGAGAGUUGAUUUUAGGUUUGACAUGUGAAUAAAUGUCUAAAAAAUAGUUUAUAUAACUUUUGAACCCAAAAUAAAGACUUACAAUAGGCA
Patella vulgata (common limpet) is the source of this 5758-nucleotide messenger RNA. RefSeq names its product transcription elongation factor SPT5. NCBI's taxonomy places the organism in Eukaryota, Metazoa, Mollusca, Gastropoda, Patellidae. Gene Ontology annotation, molecular function: protein binding; mRNA binding. Gene Ontology annotation, cellular component: DSIF complex. The coding region runs from base 103 to 3219 and encodes 1038 amino acids. Gene Ontology annotation, biological process: transcription elongation by RNA polymerase II; transcription elongation-coupled chromatin remodeling; regulation of transcription by RNA polymerase II. The transcript has 2 exons. The record is from RefSeq and is a predicted model, not a curated record.